AUGAUUUGGUUGAUAUCAGGAUUACUACCGGAAGUGAUCUCGUUGCUAGCCGUAACGUCGUCUAUCUUUUUUUUGUGUUCUGGGGGUAAAAAGGAAGAGGAAGUUGUUCAACCAGGUCAACCGCUUUCAUCAACAGUGGCUCCGGCACCGCCACCGGCACCGCCACCAGCACCGCCACCGCCAAUUGCAGUUCCAACUGCACCUGCACCUGCACCUUCACUCCCCCCACCACAACCACCAACACCGCUUUGUAAACCAGUAGCGGAAAACAAAGACGAAGGGGGCGACAACUAUGAAGAUAUUGCAGUUGGCGAUGUCCCACCACCACCAGAAUGA
Messenger RNA from Thelazia callipaeda (thelaziosis nematode), 336 nucleotides. NCBI's taxonomy places the organism in Eukaryota, Metazoa, Nematoda, Chromadorea, Rhabditida, Thelaziidae. The record is from the annotation of a GenBank genome assembly.